Messenger RNA from Heterobasidion irregulare TC 32-1, 4356 nucleotides. It is a transcript of the gene PKS3, whose product is annotated as putative multidomain protein. The transcript is spliced from 7 exons. Gene Ontology annotation, molecular function: fatty acid synthase activity; 3-oxoacyl-[acyl-carrier-protein] synthase activity. Gene Ontology annotation, biological process: fatty acid biosynthetic process. The record is from RefSeq and is a predicted model, not a curated record. NCBI's taxonomy places the organism in Eukaryota, Fungi, Basidiomycota, Agaricomycetes, Russulales, Bondarzewiaceae. The coding region runs from base 1 to 4356 and encodes 1451 amino acids.
AUGGAUCUGUCAGAGGACUCACCGUGCAUUAUCGGCUCAGCUUGUCGUUUACCGGGCGGGGUAACUCGUACUGACACUUUAUGGUCUAUAUUUCACCAAGGCGAUUGGACAGCUUCCAGUACAUACCCGCCAGCAUCUCGCGGCUUUGCUCGAUACUCUAACGAGAGCGACGCUCCCGCUGUUCCAAGUGGACGUGGAGGUUGGCUGGGCGAGGAAGGUAUCGAGCAGUUUGAUGCGCAUUUCUUCCACGUUUCACCCUCGGAGGCGCAGACAUUGAGGCCGAAUAUUCGGCUUGCCCUCGAGCUAACCUGGGAGGCUCUCGAGAACGCUGGUAUUCCGCCCUCUACACUACGCGGAAAAAAUGUUUCAGUCUCGGUUGGAGUUGGUACCGAGGAUGGUUGGGAUAUGAAGCGAUGGUCGGAUGACGGCGUGGGAGCCUUUGACCAAAAUUGGGCCACGAGCAGUGACCCGAGUGGUGUGGCUGGAUACGUUGCUCAUUCAUUCGACUUUCGCGGGUCUUGCAACACGGUGUCCAAUGCUUGCGCCAGUGGUGCAUUCGCUCUCAAAGAUGGAAUCAAUUCAUUACGUCAUGAGUCUGCAGAACUAGCAAUAAUCGGCUCCAUCACCACUCACUUCAGCCCGGCUCCUUUCGCCUGGGCAACUGCCUCAGGUGUAGCAUCGCGAAACGGUCGCUCUUCCGCUUUUUCAUCGGAUGCGGACGGCUACUCUCCUUCCGAGGGCGCCAUCUUCUUCGUUUUGAGAAGACGUAGCAUGGCAGAAUCUCUGGGCGAGCACAUCCAUGGAAUGAUACGCGCUCUGGCAACAGGACAUAAUGGCGCAACGCGGACGCUCAUCACCCCCAACCCUGAUGCCCAGGCUAAUCUUACACAAAGGGCUCUUGUCGCAGCGCAUCUCAAACCUGACGAUAUAUCUCUUUUGGAAGCGCAUGGUACAGGCACACUGGUAGGGGAUGCUUUGGAAGCGGAGAGCAUUCAGUCAGUUUAUGGAUCCCGAUGUGGCGAACCCUUGUUGCUCUCGUCAUCCAAGACAGUUUUGGGCCAUUGUCAUGGCUCUGCAGCACUUGUUGGAAUUCUCAAGGUACUCACUUGCAUGAAGCAUCGCGCUGUGCCCCCACAUCAUGUCACGCCCCAUUCACAGUUUAGUACCGGACACAUAAUCAUCCCCGUCAUUCCCACCCCCUUGAAGGCCGAACGAAUAUAUGCAAUGGUGAAUGCCUUCGGCUUUACAGGUUCAAUUUCGAGCAUUGUUCUCGAAGAUUUGCCGCAGAAACAAGAAGGGUGCCUUCUCUCAUCCCAAGACUCACCUCCAAUUAGUUCCCAGUUCUAUUUUUUGCCCUUUUCUGGACAUUCCUCAAAGACCCUCGCAUCCCAGAUACGUUGCAUUUCUGCAUGGGCUGUGGAAUGUAAAUGUAGCUUGCGUGAGCUUGCUACCAUUCUUGGGCUUUGUCGAGAUCAUCAUGAUUACCGCCGCGCCAUUGUCGUCAGCUCACUCGAGACCCUUUCAAGUCUUACCGCCGCGACCGAACUCCAUGUUCUUGACUUCCCCUCAAAGUCUGCUUCUCGUACCUUCCAGCCAGAGCAUAGGAUCACUGCCGAACUUCUUGAUAUACAGAACACAGAUUCAAGUGUGUUUGAUGACCACUUUCAAAGACGGGAUCUAUCAAAUCUAUUGGAAACAGGGGAUAUUUUGGAGGCCGCCCAGGUGCUGUACGAACGUGGUCAUCGUUUGGCAUUCUCCUCUGUUUACGACAAACGUGAGAUCAACCGGGAGAUGUUACACUCUUUCCCGCUCUACCAAUUUGAUAGAAAGCGACAUUGGAAGGAAGUCGCCACUCCGUAUCGCGAAGAGUUUUGGGCCCUAUCUUCCGAGACAAACUCCGAACCUUUAUCGACAAUCACACUCACACCAACGAUACCUCUUCCCCAAACUCACGGUACCCGCAUCAAUCAAGACGUUUUUGAAGAACUCGUCAGAACGUUUGGAAGGCCUAUUGACUUGGUAGUGGAACCAAAAGCUCCCAAAAGUGAAUCAGGGGCUCACGUGCUUUUAACCGGUGGCAACGGCAUGUUCGGUGUCAACGUACUCAGCCGGCUGCUUAAGGACUCGUCUUCGACUGUAUAUUGCAUCAUACGCGGAGAUCCUUGGGGACGUUUGCGCGAGUCUUUCGCGAAGCAUAAUCUCGACCUUCAAUUGCUGCAAAGUUCGAAAGAUCGCGGUUCACUCCAUCUGUUACGCACUACAGAUAUCUCAGGGCCAAAGCUCGGAUUAUCAGAUACUGAUUACGAGCUUUUAGUUGAAACCAUUGACGAAAUCAUCCACGCUGCUUGGAUGGUUAAUUUCAACCUCCCUCUAGGCGAAUUUCACCCUUUCAUUCAAGCCACUAGGAAUCUUGCCGAGCUUUGUGUCUGUUCGCGAAAGCUUGUAAGAUACCACUUCAUCGGGUCAUACGCUAGCACCUUCAACUAUCCCGAAGGCUUGGUUCCAGAAAGUAUAACAAAGCCAUUGUUGAAGCAUUCGUUAAAACAAGGCUACGCCAUCUCUAAGCUGGUGGCCGAGCAUUGUCUGCUCAGCAUCCAUCGAACGUCACCCUCAGCAUUUCAGCUUGUUAUCGUUCGAGUGGGACAAAUUUGUGGCAACAGCAAGACAGGUUCUUGGUCCCCAGAUGAGAUGAUGCCUAUGAUGAUCGCAUCUCUUCCAGAACUGCGAGCACUACCGUCUUGCUUUCCUGACGUCUCAUGGAUUCCGUCUGAUAUCUGCGCCGACGCGUUGCUUGACUUUGUCUUCUCAUCGCGGGAUAAAAUCAACAACCCUCACAUUUUCCACCUUGCCAAUCCACGCAUCGUUCCAUGGACCGAAAUAAUAACCGAAAUCGGAGAGUUUGCGGGAGUAGGAUGUCUCCAGCUUCUUUCACUUCAAGACUACACAAAUCUACUUCGGAGCGUCCAACAUCCCCUCCCUGUGAUGCGACUACUUCCGUACUUCUUGAGUUCAUUGGAAGAGGGCACCAUACCGCAGAAAUUUGCAUCUUUAGAGGUUUCUCAUUCUCUCAGAUUUAGCAAUUCACUUGCAUCUUGCCCACCUAUCGGCUCUGAGUUGCUGAAGAACAUUGUACGAUCUGCCUUAUCGAACAGGCCUCUGGCUCCUACGCUAGCAAAUAUAUCUCCUGUCUUCGUGUUUGGCCCUUGGUCUUCUUACUCAGCAAACUCCGAUCAAUUGAAGAUGUCAGACCCUAUAGAGACCCGAAUUAUAGCUCUCGCAGAACAGAUCCAAAGGAGCCUUGGUGACAAUCUGAUUAGACUCGAUGCGUCCUUAGAGCAACAGCUCAAGACAUUGGCAUCGCAAUUACGCAUCGUAAAGCAGCUUGCGGAUCGAGGCAUCCUUCCCCGUGCAGUUCUUGGAUACUGUUUCGGAGAGUAUGCAGCUGCAGUCGCUGCCGAGAUUAUUUCUGAGGAAGUAGCCGUCGAGAUUAUUGUCCGUCGAGCCAUGGUCCUUCGUACCAUCAAGGGCGCCAUGAUCAACGUCUUUUGCAAACGCACAGUCACUGAACACUAUUUGGCAGAGCUUUCUGACCCUCCCACUAUCGCUAUCAUCGCUGGACCUGAACAUCUCAUCCUCUCGGGUUCUUAUCUGCAAAUCAAGCAAGCCGAAACUCAUUUGCACAUUCGUGGAGUGAAGACAAUCGCAGUGCCCACCAGUCUUCCGUUUCAUUCAUCACUCAUGGACGAUGCCACCAUUCUUUUAACCCCAUACGAAUUUCUUCCGAAGGACACGAGCAUCUCCUACGUGUCAGGGAUAACAGGUACAGCUAUUCGAGGUCGGCGGCUGGGCUUCAAGUAUUGGCUCAGGCACAUGCGCGAAGCGGUCGAAUUCUACGAUUCGAUGGACUACGUCCGGUCAAAUUUUCCUGGAGAGCUCAUCAUAGAUAUUGGUCCCGGGGCCUUGAUAUCCAAAAUCAUCUCCAGGUAUCAAUGGGACGACAUGAAAGUUCUGUCCCCUGUGGAUGAAGCUUUAGAUCUCACUAUUCCGCCAUCAAAGCCCACAAAUUCAGUUCAACUUCCGACCACUGUUAGAACUAUCAGCUCUACGCACGGGUAUACGGCCGAUCCAACGCACAUGGCCUUAGAUAUUCUUUGGAAAAUGUUUGGAUACGAGCCUUCCAAUGCGCUGUUGGCUCGCUCCUUACACUCCAUAGGUUUGCAGUCGAUGGACUUUAUUCGGUUUUCUGAUGCCUUCCACAAGCAGACGGGUAUCUACGUUUCUAUAUCCGCUUUCGUUUCUGAUUCUACCUUGAGCGAGAUCGUCCGUAAAGCUCAACUCACGUCAUUGAAGAAAUGA